Messenger RNA from Nicrophorus vespilloides, 824 nucleotides. RefSeq names its product coiled-coil domain-containing protein 124. NCBI's taxonomy places the organism in Eukaryota, Metazoa, Arthropoda, Insecta, Coleoptera, Silphidae. The record is from RefSeq and is a predicted model, not a curated record. Bases 169 to 801 code for a protein of 210 amino acids. Gene Ontology annotation, molecular function: transcription coactivator activity. Gene Ontology annotation, cellular component: nucleus. Gene Ontology annotation, biological process: transcription by RNA polymerase II. The transcript is spliced from 4 exons.
AGUUUUGUUACCUGAUUGUGCAGAAAACGAGAAAUCUAUAAAUAAACUUGCGUCUGGAUAAAAGUUGUCAGUGCAAUAUUGUCCUAAAAUUACAUUAAGUUUGAAGCAAAUAAUAUCAGAAGUUAAAGAUCUUAAUAGGAAUUUUUAGGUUACAAAAUAUUUUACAAGAUGCCGAAAAAGUUCGCUGGAGAGAAUAGCAAAGCUGUAGCAGCUAAAGCCAGAAAAGAGGCUGUUAGGGAGAACGAGAAACAAAAGAAGAAGCAGCAGGAUGAUGAUGCUAUGUGGAUGGACAAUGAUAAAGGGGCCAUGAAGAAACAGCAGCGAAAGGAAGAGCAAGAGAAAAAGAAGAUUGAACAGGCCCAGAAGAAAGCUGAAGCCAAAGCUUUGCUUGAGGAAGAGAUGUCAAGCAUCAAGAAGGUUUCUAAACCAUCACCAUCUCCUAAAGUAACUGUAGCUAAAAUACAAGCUAUGAAACAAGCCCAGGCUCAAGCACAAACUAAAAAGGAGGAUAAGAAAAUUGAGACCCAUCUCGAUGUUCCUGUGGAGGAGAAUAUAAACAGAAUUGAAGUGGAUGGAGAUGAAGCUAGAACUAUCACUGAGGCUAUUAAUAUCUUAAGUGUGGAAGAAAAGCAUGUAGAUAAGCACCCAGAGAAAAGGAUGAAGGCAGCUUAUAAUGCCUUUGAGGAGAGAAGAUUAAUUGAAUUGAAGGCUGAGCAUCCUUCACUUAGAUUAUCCCAAUUGAAGCAGAUGAUCUUCAAAGAAUGGCAGAAGUCUCCAGAGAACCCAUUGAAUAACGUUUAACGUUUAAAUACAAAAAUAAUUUA